UUUUCUUUCUAGCUUAGCUAGCCUCAUUCUCCAUUCUCUGUAUAAAAUAGCAUACACUUCAUUUUCUUCUCCCACUCUUCUCUAUCAUGAACCAUGGAAUACCACCAGUCCUAUUCGUACUCAAACAAUGAUUUUCAGUCUCAGACAAAUUAUUUUCAUGGUGAUCAAUCAGAUCAUUACCUUACUUCUGAGCCAAGCCUCAAGUCAGUUGCUUCCUUGACCUCACGAUCCAACAACCAAGAAAAUCAGCCCACAUACCACCACUGCCUCACCACCCUGCAAGGCCACAACUCCUACAUAUCCUCUCUCACCAUAUCUGGAAACUUCAUCUAUACCGGUUCUUCCGACAGAGAAAUCCGGUCGUGGAAGUGCAACCCUCAUGUCGAGUCCAAUAACGAAAACUUGAGUGCUGAUCAUUGCAUGGUGUCAGCUGGAAAGGGAGCAGUGAAGGCCCUAGCAAUUUCAGGUGACAAGCUCUUCAGUGCUCAUCAAGAUCACAAGAUUCGAGUCUGGAAAAUCGACAAUAAUGAACCAGACCACCAAAGGUACUCGCGCUUAGCCACGUUGCCAACGCUUGGCGACCGUGCUGCUAAGCUUCUGAUGCCAAAGCACCAGGUCCAAAUAAGAAGGCACAAGAAGUGCACUUGGAUCCAUCAUGUGGACACUGUCUCUGCACUAGCCUUCUCAUGGGACGAGUCACUUCUCUAUUCUGUUUCAUGGGAUCGAACCCUCAAAGUAUGGAGCACAACAGACUUCAGAUGCUUGGAGUCUGUGAGAAAUGCACACGAUGAUGCUAUAAAUGCAUUGGCAGUAUCAGUCGAGGAUGGACAUGUUUAUACUGGUUCAGCAGACAAAAAAAUUAAGGUGUGGAAGAAAGAGUCAGGAGCAAAGAAGUAUUCUCUAAUUGCUACAUUAGAGAAGCAUAACUCUGGGGUUAAUGCACUUGCUCUGAGCAGUGAUGGUUCUGUGUUGUACUCUGGUGCCUGUGACAGGUCCAUUGUUGUUUGGGAGAAGAUAGAUAGUGAGGGUAACAUGGGUGUUGUGGGUGCUCUUAGAGGUCAUACCAAGUCGAUACUAUGCUUGGCAGUUGUGUCAGACUUGGUGUGCAGUGGCUCUGCAGACCAAACCAUACGAAUCUGGAGAGGGGUGGCUAAAAGUUAUUCAUGUUUGGCAACGUUGGAAGGGCAUAAAGGUCCAGUCAAGUGUUUAACUGCUACAGUUGACCACUGGAACACAUCUGACACUUCUAAUUAUCUCAUUUACAGUGGAAGUUUGGAUUGUGACAUCAAGGUUUGGCAGGUCUUUGUUCCUUGUCAGUAGAAGACUCUUUCUCUUUUCCUUCUUCUAAUCUUCUUCCUUCAGCUUAGUCUUGCCUAUUGAGAGGAGAUCUUGUUUUUCUGCUUCCUCUUUUGCUUAUGUUAGGCCUCGUUUGGUAUACGGAAAGGAAAGUAGUUCCUUUGGAAUUUCCAUUAGUUUCUCUUUCCUCUACUUACUGGAGGCUAUUAGCCACUUGGGUUAAGUUAGGAAUGUCUGCGUAAGAGAUAUCAGAUAUGAAGUGUAUGAUUCAAGAGACUGUGAUCUUAGCGGGUGAGAUAUUGUUGCGGAGAUGGAAGUAUGAUGAAAGAAAAAUGUAGGCUGUCAUAUAAUAAAGAAGAU
Messenger RNA from Argentina anserina (silverweed cinquefoil), 1656 nucleotides. Its product is annotated as protein JINGUBANG. The record is from RefSeq and is a predicted model, not a curated record. Lineage: Eukaryota; Viridiplantae; Streptophyta; Magnoliopsida; Rosales; Rosaceae. The coding region runs from base 94 to 1320 and encodes 408 amino acids. The transcript has a single exon. Gene Ontology annotation, molecular function: protein binding.